GAGGUUAGGUUUUCCAGUUUAGCCUUCUGGCCUACUCUACGUGACAUAUGGUGGCAGCAGUGGGAUGGCGCACCGCAAAUCAGUGAAUUCCAACAAGAGAGGUAAAGGAAUGCGUACAGGAUUGCGUUCUCAGCAGCAGCAUCAACUGUCAUAAAAGGUAAUUGAAGUUGAAACUGGGUGGAAUACCAUGGAAUCUUCUGGUGAAGAGGUUAAUUAUGAGAAACUAGGAGCCCGACCAAGGGGCCAAACACAACCAGAACUGUUUGAACUACCGGUUGAACCAGCAGAUACAGCAAUAAGAGACCAGCUGACUGAAGGAGCAGUUGGGGGACCAGAACCACACCCAACCAUGGUAGCCCUUUUCCAGCAACUUUUCACCUGCCUUGAGAAGAGGGACGAAGACCUCAAGCAGGAGUUUCGGGGCCUACGCCAAUCUAUCCUCACAGCUCCUCACCAAGUGGAACUCGUCAGUGAGAGCCCAAGAUUGGGUCUGCCAACACCAGGACGACAAAGGCUCGACGCAGCAGGGACUUCAACUCCACAGCAGGAUCCCCAAGCAGUAAUGAGGCCAGCACCAGGAGACCAGUCCAGCAGUGUUAACGUUCAUCUUCCAGCAUUCCUGAGGAAGGAGCCAAAGAUGCCCUCAUACCAGCAGGGGGAGGACAUUGAAAACUACUUGCUGAGGUUUGAGCGAAUGGCCAAGACGUGGCAGUGGCCGGAAGUAGAGUGGGCCUGCAGGCUUGUCCCAUUGCUCACGGGCAAGGCCUUAGAGGCUUACACAGCAAUGGAUGAGGGGCUGUCCAACGUCUACAAGGGCUUGAAGGAAGCGCUGCUGAUGAAGUUCGACAUCUCCUCGGAGACCUACCGUCAACGCUUUAGAGCUGCAUCGACGCCAUCGGGUGAGUCACCGACAGAGACGUACCACCGCCUCAAGGGUCUCUACCGACGAUGGGUUCAACCAGAGGAGAAGACACAGGACGAGAUCGGUGAGGUCAUCAUCCUCGAGCAACUUCUACAAGUUCUACCACACGACAUUCGAACCUGGGUUCGAGAGCACGAGCCCAAGGACGGGCUUAUGGCGGCCAAGCUUGCGCUGCAGUACCAUAAUGCACGUAAAGGGGGCCCACCACGACCUGCAGCACCCGCUCCAAGGAGUCUCCGAGACACAAGGGACAUCAGAGAUACCCGAGAUGGUGGAGGUAACUCUGGGGGUUAUGUGUCUGGGAGGAGGGAGGUAAGGGAUUAUGCAGUUCGCUCUGAUGGGAGGGGUCUGACCUGUUUUUACUGCCGACAGCAGGGGCACAAGGCUUCAAUGUGUCCGCUACGUAAAUCCAAGCUCUCAGGUUACUGUUAUGUGCCCAGAGAGGGGGAUGGUGUUCAGAAUAGACAGACUGGGGAAGGGUCAGUCUUGGUACCUGUAAAAGUGAAUGGUAAAAGUCUUACUGCUAUGAUUGACACCGGCAGUUCCCUGUCGUUGAUCAGAAAAUGUAAUGUACCUGUUAAUGACAUUGAUUACGGUCACCAGACACUGAUCCAAUGUGUCCAUGGUGACCAGUCACAGCAGCCCACAGCUGAACUCACAGUGGAGAUUCAGGGUCAGAAAUACCUCCUCAAAGUUGGGGUAAUGGAGAAGCUACCUUUUGAGAUGAUUUUGGGGAGGGAUGUGCCUGUACUCUCUGAUCUGUUGGGAAGUGUGGGGGUCAGCUAUAUGAGCAGUCAGUUUGCCAGUCUGAUGUUCAGGUGUCAUGUUCAGUUGUCACUCGUGCACAGGCCAAAGCUGGUUUACAACCUCUGCCUGACUUGUGUGAUAGUCUGUGUGAGGGGGAACCAAAGGGCCCAGAAAGUCACGCCGCCAGCGGCGUCUUGA
Messenger RNA from Salmo salar (Atlantic salmon), 1867 nucleotides. NCBI's taxonomy places the organism in Eukaryota, Metazoa, Chordata, Actinopteri, Salmoniformes, Salmonidae. The record is from RefSeq and is a predicted model, not a curated record.